GGAGCUGAAAAGGGUUUAAAACAUGUUGUGUAUUUUCAUCCUUUUCUCUGACAGCCAGGCUGAAAAGGCUUUAAACAGUUAUAAUCAAGGAGAUAUAGAAGGGUCAAAAAGACUGGGUCGCAAUGCACUCUGGGUUGCUGUGGCAUCAAUUAUCAUUGGCCUUGUCAUCAUUGGAAUCUAUUGUGUAGUUCAUUUCACAACGGUUCUUUUUUUCAUUGAAGUCAGUGAUGCAUCACCUAUCCUUAAUUACUCCAGUAUAAAACUUCACAAACACUGGUGAAAUCAGUUGAUUUCUUCAGCAUAUACUGAUUGAAUGUGUCCAAGUGGGAAUCUUGCCACUGAUUUUGAUGAUCCCAAGAAUUGGCUGUUCUGUGAACUCCUCUUUUGUUUUUGAAUACUCUUUCAAUGGUCUGAUAUGUCUUGUGGGACUUUUGGUAGCUUGCCUUAUUACCAGAUAUGAUAGAACUGUCAUUGAGAAGUGGAAUAAAAUUACUUUUAAUUCA
Athene cunicularia (burrowing owl) is the source of this 503-nucleotide messenger RNA. It is a transcript of the gene TMEM233, whose product is annotated as transmembrane protein 233. Lineage: Eukaryota; Metazoa; Chordata; Aves; Strigiformes; Strigidae. The record is from RefSeq and is a predicted model, not a curated record. Gene Ontology annotation, cellular component: membrane.